AUGUCCAGCCACAGCGCUUUACUAGACCUGCCCGCCGAACUCCGUGUGCACAUCUUCGAGUACGUCUUCGAGGAAACUCACUGUCAAAAACCUCUAUUCGUCCUCGACGAAAUCUACGUCCAAUCCAGCGGAGAGGGAUCUCUCACGGCUACAGCCAUCCUCCUCACGUGUCGACUGAUUUACAAAGAAUGUCUUCCAUUGCUGUAUCAGAACACUGCGGUGGAACUGAGCCUUCGGUGUGAAGAAAACACCAAUGAGUCUCUCACGACCUUGAUCGACCUAGGCACCAUUGAGGACUGCGGAAUCCUCCCCCGUCUUCGCCACAUCGAGCUCGAAGUCACUUUUGAUGCCCACGACGAGGCCUCAAUCUCCAGAACCAAAGCACGACUGCAAAACUUCUCCAAAGUACUAAACACGCACGGCAAACUCAAAACCCUCAACCUCACCUUUCUCCAAUCCGGCAAGCACUACCGCGGCGACGAAUUCUCCGGCGACGUCCUAGUCGACCAAGCGAUGGCGAUGAAACGCGAUCAAGUAUUCGAAGUCAGUCGGAACAUCGCCGCGAGGUUUGCGAUGAGCAACGGCAAGUGGACGGCGUUGAGGGCUUUGGCGGACAACUACCGCGAGGGAGAGAGGGAAUCUUAUCAGGAGAUCUCGCUGGAUUAUUGGGAUCGUGUGUUUCCGGAGAAGGUGGGGAGUGGUGAGGCAGAGUGA
Zasmidium cellare ATCC 36951 is the source of this 714-nucleotide messenger RNA. RefSeq lists its product as uncharacterized. The record is from RefSeq and is a predicted model, not a curated record. The coding region runs from base 1 to 714 and encodes 237 amino acids. The transcript has a single exon. Lineage: Eukaryota; Fungi; Ascomycota; Dothideomycetes; Mycosphaerellales; Mycosphaerellaceae.